UUUUUUUCGAAUAGUUAUACGUCGCACAGCGAUCGUGUUAGACGUGCUACGCAUAAAGCGGGUUCUUUAAAGUUCUUUUAGUGAAAUUAAGUGGCAAUUGUUGUGUAUAAAAUAGAACAUAAAUUAACGAAAGCAAGAUGUCAGCAACAGUAGAGACGCAUACAAAUGGUAAAGCAGAAUCGGAAACGCUUAAAAGCGCAACGGAAACAACUGAUAAUGGUGUAGCAACCAAUGGCGCACCGAAAGCGUCGGGUAAAGUCCCCGAGUGGUUGAAGGCAGAACUAUUUGUAGAAUUGUUGCAGAAAAACAUACCGAACUUCAAGUGCAUUAAAAAUUUCAGCGCUAAAGCCUCACAAGACGCUGGCGACAAUUACGCCACACUCAUGGCCUCGGUGAAUAUUGACGCAGAGCUUGAAGAUGGAAAAUCCCAACCGAUUUCGUAUAUGAUCAAACUACCCAUCGAUACGUUACAAAAUGUGCUAAAUAAUAAUAAUAUUUUCGAUACCGAAAGCACCAUGUAUAAAGAUGUAAUACCGGAAAUGGAGAAAUUGUAUAGUGAUGCUGGUGUUGAAGUGAAAUUCUCACCACAGUAUUAUGAUAUCGAGACACCAUCCGAAUGCGGUGUAAUACUCAUGGAGGACUUACGUCCACGUAAUUUCAAAAAUGCCAACCGUUUGGAGGGUUUCGAUAUGGAACACACUAAGUGCGCAUUGAAAAAGUUGGCACAAUGGCAUGCCGCCUCAGCGGUGCGUGUUGCGACUAAAGGUGAAUAUCCGCAAAAAGUUUGUGUGGGACUUUUUACUGAGGAUUUCUUGAAAAUGAUGGAGCAAUUGGGUAAAUCCAUGACACCACUGUACUUGGAGUGUGUGCGUGUUUAUGAGGGACACGAAGAAUACUACGAUAGUUUGAAAAGAAAUCGUGAGAAUUUUGUGCAGGAAUUCGCUCCGUUGCUGAAAGUCGAUCCGAAUGAGUUUAACGUCUUAAACCAUGGUGAUUUUUGGGCCAAUAACAUUAUGUUCCAACACGAUGAUGCGGGUAAAGUGAAAGGAACAUAUUUUGUGGACUUUCAGUGUGUGCGCUACGGUUCACCUGUCAAUGAUCUGUACACCGUGUUGUUAUCCUCAACGAGUCUGGAUGUGAAGCUAAAGUAUUUUGAUUAUUUUGUUAAGUAUUAUCAUGAUAAUCUGAUUGAAUGCUUGAAGUUGUUGAAAUAUCCAAAGAAGUUACCCACUCUAAAAGAAAUCCAUAUCGCUCUGUUGAAGUAUGGUACUUUGGCUGUUUCCACAGCGGCAGGUCACAUGUCCAUCGUGCUACUCGAGCCCACUGAAGGUGCUGAGUUGAGUAAUUUGAUGGGCACUUCAGAAGAAAGUAUUGCAUUCAGAAAGCAUAUGUAUACAAAUGCUCGUUAUCGUAAGCACAUCGAAGUGGUAUAUCCUUGGCUUUACCAUCGUGGUGCCUUUUAGUGAUACAUUAUGCUACUUUGAGACGGUCGAAAUAGAAAAUUACUAUGUAGACAAUGUAUUAAUAUAUUUAAGUUUAAUUUGAAAUAAAUGUAUAUAUAAUAUAU
This is a messenger RNA of Zeugodacus cucurbitae (melon fly), 1567 nucleotides long. RefSeq lists its product as uncharacterized. The record is from RefSeq and is a predicted model, not a curated record. The transcript is spliced from 4 exons. The coding region runs from base 138 to 1463 and encodes 441 amino acids. Lineage: Eukaryota; Metazoa; Arthropoda; Insecta; Diptera; Tephritidae.